Molecule: messenger RNA, 186 nt
Organism: Linum tenue
Lineage: Eukaryota; Viridiplantae; Streptophyta; Magnoliopsida; Malpighiales; Linaceae
Source: the annotation of a GenBank genome assembly
AUGUUUACCCAAGAACUUAUUGAAUCAAUCGUUUGUGCUCAUAAUAAAUUAAAAGUUUCUAUUGCUAGUCAGCCUAGAGCCUUGAGUAUUAUACAAGGACGUGUUGUAUGGGUAACCCAUUACCUUCUGGGCGGAAUUGCCAUAACAUGGGCAUUCUUCUUAGCAAGUAUUAUUGCAGUGGGAUAG